This is a messenger RNA of Clarias gariepinus (North African catfish), 4114 nucleotides long. Its product is annotated as rho GTPase-activating protein 7. The record is from RefSeq and is a predicted model, not a curated record. Gene Ontology annotation, molecular function: GTPase activator activity; protein binding; lipid binding. The transcript is spliced from 14 exons. NCBI's taxonomy places the organism in Eukaryota, Metazoa, Chordata, Actinopteri, Siluriformes, Clariidae. The coding region runs from base 389 to 3550 and encodes 1053 amino acids. Gene Ontology annotation, biological process: regulation of Rho protein signal transduction; signal transduction; actin cytoskeleton organization.
GUGCGUGUGUGUGUGCAUGUGUGUGUGCUAAUUAUGGCUGUACAGAUGGAGAAGCAUCUCACUCUCUGAAGCGGCGGUUUUACCGCUCGAAUCAUAUUUCCUUUUCAGGCGACUUUGACCCCUAGUUUGUGUGUGAAGAGGAAACAUUUUCCCUUUCUCCCCCUCCCUCAUUCUCACACACACUCUCUCUCUCUCUUUCUCUCUCUCUCUCACUCUUAAACACACACACACACAUGCUUAGAAGAGAGUGUGUGCCAAAUUACAUGCAGACUUUUUGCAUCACGGGUGAAAACUUUCCUGGUCUUGGUACGCUCAGCUGCCUAAACUCAGUCCCAUCCUUCAGCAGAUGGCGUGAGGAAGGAGCGUCGAGGGUUCUCCGGAGCAGCACAUGGAUAUGGCACACAAGGUGAAACCUCCACUACGGAGGUCCUUCAGCGAGCAUGUGAAGGACUCGACCAAUAAGGCUUGGGAUAUAUUCUGGAGAAGCGCACGUGAGAAACGUCUCUCAGAAAUUGAAGCGAAGGAGGCUUGCGAUUGGCUCCGAGCAGCCGGCUUCCCUCAGUACGCGCAGCUUUUUAAAAAUUGCCACAUUCCUAUUGACACAGACUGGGCGAAGAGCGAUCAUGAAUUCCUAGACAGUGACACAUUAGACUCUCUUUGCAGGAGACUGAAUACCUUAAACAAGUGUGCGGAGAUGAAGCUGGAGCUGAGCAGAUUCAAACGACGAGGUGAAGUCGAUGAUGAUGUGGAACCCUGCGCCAUCAGUCCUAAGUGGUCCUACAACCAAAAGAGUAGGCUGUGGACACGUACAGACGGUAUGGACUUUCUUCCGUCUGUGGACAGCCCUGUCUCCAGUCUGAGGAGGUCUGAAAGCUGUGAGGCGUCUCUCUCAGACAGCAGUGAGCACCAUGAGAUCCUUUCCAUGCACAGCUCCAGCAGCGCAGACAGCGAAGGCUGUGCCGCCACCCUCAAAACUUCUGAAGAUCCCGAGACGAGUCGAAGCUCCUCAAGAUGCUCGUCCACCUACAAACACCUGUCCCCAGACACCUCCUUCAGUGGACCCCCAUCUCCAGGGGAGCCUCAUAACCUCUGCAGUGAAGAGCGCUUUCCAGAGAAGCCUCCUCUAAAGAAGAGGCAGAGCCUUCUUCGCAAAAUGGACAAGAUGAGACCUAGAGGGUCAACGCUAUGGCCGCAUGCUCAGAGUGGAAAAUCACGGUUAGUCAUAAGCAGUCCUAUACUCCAGGAGGACAAGCUUGGGGAGAUCCACCAUAUGAACAUCCUGGACAAGUCAUGCAGCCCAGUGUCCUGUGCACCACCUUAUGCCUCAAGCAGCAGUCCCUCAGAGAACAGCAGUGCAGUCAGUACACCCAGUCCGGUCACCAAGGUUCGCAGUAACUGCAAAAGACAGAACGGUCAAUCGCAGGCACAAGAACAAACCUGUAUUAGUGACCAGGAGCAUCCCGUGCCACGCAGCCCUAACAGCAACACUGUGUUUGAGAUUCCACACGGUCACAAGCCAGGCACUUUUCCCACCAUUUUGCACAACACUGUGCUGUCACCCCUUGACAACACCUCCGUCAACUGGAGGACCGGAAGUUUUCAUGGAUGCCAUCGCCGUAGAUUUCAAAGCAGUAUCUCCAGCGAUCAAGAACCACCAUGCAGUCCUCUGGCGGCGCACGACCAUCGGGUUAGCGUUUACGACAACGUCCCAGAUCACAUGCAAAUUAUAGAUGACGAUGUCUUUUCAGCUUUGGAUAGUAUAAUGGAACGUAUUACAGAUCUACAACAACUGGUCACUUCAUGGACAGACAAACUUCCUGACGACGGAGACUCAGACUUCUCCCACUCCAACUCUUCCUCCCCUUCUUCUCUGACUGACAUCCACCUUGAGAUCAAAGAGCAGAGUGAAACAGAUCAAAAUGACCAAAAGCCAAAUUACGACGAGCUCUCACAGGCUUGUUCUCAUACACUUCAGCCCGUUUGUGCUCAGAAACUUUACUGGUGCAGUGAUCAGAUCUUCUCAACACCUAACCCCAACAGCCAAGCCAUCGAGUCCCAGCUUGCUCCCUGCGUUUCGAUGCUGCAGAGACUGAGUCUGCUCAGAUUGACUGUUCUGAUGGACAAGUACUCGCCUUUCAGCAAGCAAGGAUGGAACUGGACAGUCCCGAAAGUCUACAGGAAGAUGAAAGCUUCGGAGCAGAAGAACAGGAAGGUGUUUGGUGUACCUUUGCUUCAGAGUGUUCAGCGGUCAGGGAAACCUCUGCCCCCAAGCAUCCUCAGAGCAAUGGAGUACCUUAAGACUGAAUGUCUGGAUCAGGUUGGCCUUUUCCGGAAGUCUGGGGUCAAAUCUCGGAUUCAGUAUCUUAGGGACAUGAUCGAGGCCGACCCUGACGGCUUCUCCUUCGAGGACCAGUCUGCCUUCGACGUGGCCGACAUGAUAAAGCAAUACUUCAGAGACCUACCUGAACCCGUUUUCUCCGGCAAGCUGUGCGAGAGUUUCCUGCACAUCUACCAGUAUUUCCCAAAGGAUCAACAGUUUGCAGCGGUCCAGGCUGCCAUCUUCCUCCUGCCUGAUGAGAACCGAGAAGCUCUUCAGUGCCUCCUCUUCUUCCUCCAUCAAGUGGUGGCCUGCGUGGAGGAAAACCAGAUGACCCCGACGAAUAUUGCUGUUUGCUUGGCCCCGUCUCUGUUCCACCUCAACGUCCUCAAGAGAGAGAGCACCAGCAGCAGGGCGGGCCAAAGGAAGCACAGCUUGGGAAGACCAGACCAGAGGGACCUGAGUGAGAACCUGGCUGCUACUCAGGGCUUGGCACAUAUGGUGACGGAAUGCACUCGACUGUUUCAGAUGCCACAUUACUGGAACGAGAAGAAUCCCAGCACCUUUAACGAAGACGCCCUGAACACGGACAGAGGCUCUGCUUUAAAUACAAACGAGACUGAUCUAUCAGACCGUGCCCGGCUAGACAUCUCCGUCCAGCAGCUCUUGAAAGAGGCGAAGGAGAAAAACAAAAGCUGGGUCAGCUGCUCCACCUCCGAUCAUGUGGACGUGGCAUUUAAAAAGGUGGAGGACGGUUACCCGUUGCCGUUGUGGAGGGGGACCGUGGAGGUGGACGCUCCUCAGAGCGAUGUUUUUCGACGUGUCCUGAGAGAGCACGGUCAGUGGCAGAGCGAGCUCCAGCACAGAGAGGUGGAGACCCUGGACAAGGACUCUGAGAUCUACCAGUUCACCCUGCAGGCAGUUGGCACACGACCACCACUGCAACAUCUGCUUUUGAGGGCGUGGCAGUCCGAUCCUUCGUCAGGGCCUCUGUACGUAGCGGCCACUUCAGUCGAGCACGCAGACGUCCCGAGCAGAGGGGUCACGGCCCGAGUGCUGUGCUGCAUGUUCCUGGUGGAGGCGAUGGGCCCGAGGAAGUCUCGACUCACACACUUUUGUCGCACCGACACCAGGGGCCGAUCUCUGGAGUGGCACAAUAGAGUUGGCGGGCACCUGAUUUCAUCCACCCUGGUGGCAAUUAGAGACUCUUUUAAACCCAGGACGAAGCUGUGAAAGGACACAGAGGAGAGAUUUGGAGUUACAGCACAAAGUUAAAAAAAAAAAAGGACAAAUAUAUUUAUUACACAGAUGUAGUUGUAUGAUGAGCGCAGCACAGGAUUCCAGGAGGUGUUUCACAGGCGGCACGAGACGCACACAGAGCAUCCGCGAUGCUGAAGCGCUUCCGGUCGACGAAGAAGAGCAACCGGAUAAUGAGAUGUUCCAGGACAGUCGGUCUGCUCGGCUUAUCAAGACUGACAAGGAAGAGUGUCAGAGUAAUGAAAUGUCUCAUCCUAUUUGAAGGACCGCUUCACGAGCUAACAGACUGCAGAGGUUUUCUCAGACGCCUGCAGCUUUUAAACGCAUUAAAAGGACGACUGGGUGACAAUGUGAGAAUCUACUUCUCUCGGGAGUCGGCCUCGACGCCGUUCGAUGCGGAGACACCGCGGGGUGUGUGUUACCUCCAACAGAGGGGUUUAUUUUUCACAAGACAGCACAACGAAACAGAAUAAAGAGAUUUGAAAUAUAUUUAAGGUUUAGUGAGAAGAGACCUGGUUUUAGACCUACCUUUCUUUUUAU